Messenger RNA from Sphenostylis stenocarpa, 3105 nucleotides. NCBI's taxonomy places the organism in Eukaryota, Viridiplantae, Streptophyta, Magnoliopsida, Fabales, Fabaceae. The record is from the annotation of a GenBank genome assembly.
AUGGAGUCUCGGAUGGAUCAGUAUGAGAUCAUGGAGCAGAUCGGUCGAGGAGCAUUUGGAGCUGCUAUUCUUGUUCACCACAAGGCUGAGAAGAAGAAAUAUGUGUUAAAAAAAAUCAGGCUAGCAAGACAGACUGAACGAUGCAGAAGAUCUGCUCAUCAAGAAAUGGCUCUUAUUGCUCGAAUCCAGCAUCCAUACAUUGUGGAAUUCAAGGAGGCAUGGGUUGAGAAGGGUUGCUAUGUCUGCAUUGUCACCGGAUAUUGUGAAGGUGGAGACAUGGCUGAAUUGAUGAAAAAAUUAAAUGGUGCUUACUUUCCUGAGGAGAAACUCUGCAAAUGGUUCACUCAAUUACUGUUGGCAGUAGAAUACCUGCACUCCAAUUUUGUUUUGCAUCGUGACCUAAAGUGUUCCAACAUUUUUCUUACAAAGGAUCAGGAUGUUCGCCUAGGGGACUUUGGUCUUGCUAAGACACUAAAAGCAGAUGAUUUGGCUUCCUCUGUGGUAGGGACUCCUAAUUACAUGUGUCCUGAACUGCUUGCUGAUAUACCGUAUGGAUUCAAAUCUGAUAUUUGGUCACUAGGGUGUUGUAUAUAUGAGAUGGCUGCUCAUCGCCCUGCUUUUAAAGCUUUUGAUAUGGCAGGGUUGAUAAGCAAGAUUAACCGUUCUUCCAUUGGCCCUUUGCCUCCAUGUUAUUCCCCUUCCUUGAAAACACUGAUAAAGGGUAUGCUAAGAAAAAAUCCUGAGCAUCGGCCAACAGCAUCUGAGGUGUUAAAGCACCCUUAUUUACAGCCUUACGUAGAUCAAUACCGUCCAGCUUUCAGUCCUCCAACAACCUGUUCUCCUGAAAAGCCAAUUUCUACUGUCAAUUAUCCUCGGAAAAAUAUGGCUGAAAGUCAAAACAGUAGUAGUUCCAACAGCGACAAAGACAGUUUGAUGUCAAAUGAGAAAAACAUUGCAACAGCAAUACCGAAGUGUGAUAACAAAACCACUGAGAUGGAUCAAACAUCAAUUGAUGAUGAUGGUUCAGAGGAAGAAAGUGGCUCUAGUAAUGCCAACGGCAAUACCAAAAUAGCUGAGCAAAUGGUGAUGAAACCAUCUCAUAAUGCACACCAUUCUCAUGUUGAAUCUAAGCAGCCAAAAACAAUUAGAAAUAUAAUGAUGGCAUUGAAAGAAGGAAAGGUGAGAGAAGCAACUUCUCCAAUGAGAGGCAAUCGCAUAAAGCCUGCUGGUGUAUCAACACAGAAAAUAAGUACCGAGACAUUGUCUAAAUUGCCUAAGCCUAAUUUUCUUGCCCCUAGUGUCAAGCCUAACUUAGAAUCACCUACUGUAGCACUUUCACGAGCAACCCCUGACUCAGCAAAAAGAAUGCAGGGGUCACAUCAUUCAAAGCAACAGUUUCUGAUGAUAGAAGCCUCACCGAAACUUAAAGCUAGACAUGAUUUGACUCCACCACCUGCGGUUGUCAAACAAGUAGAUGGAGAUGUUGUUCCUCCCAAGCCAAGACAAAGGACUCCCCCAAGCUUACUUAGAAGACCUUCAUUUUCUGGAAGACUGAGGCUGGCUGGAAUUGAUGUUCCAAAUGCAGCAAGUGAUACUGGAAAGCUAGGUACAGAUAAAAUAGUCCAGGAACCUGAGAUGAGCCCUUGUCAGUUGGCCAACGACAAUGUACCAAAUAUUUCAAAACACGUUACUAGAGAGCCCCAGAAGGCUUUUGAAAGAAGUUCCAAAGGAAUGCAAAUAGACAGCAGCAAUUCUGCUUCAUCUUCAGUUUCUAUCCAAGGAGGUGAACUUGCUGAUGAUGCUACAACUUUUAUUGACAUGAGAGAACAGAUGCUUCCUGGACAUGAGAAUAUAAGCCACAUUGUACGUGUGGAAUCAUGUCCUGACAGCAGCCUGCCGACAACUUGUGCACAUUGUAAGAUGGUUGAAAAAGUUCCUAACGAUUCCUGUGAGGUUGCCAUAAAUUUUCAGAAUACUGUAAGUAGUAACGAGAAAGUGAGUUCCAGUUUAAGUCAAGAUCAUCAUGUUGAAGAUUCUAAGGAAACACUUGCUUCAGAAGGCGGUCUUCUUGUAUACCAGACAACCAUGUCUACUACAUCCGGCUGUGAUAAUAGAUCUGUAGACCCCUCUGCUGGAGCCACCAAAGAAAUUAAAGAUUUUCAAGAUAUUACCAAGGAAAUGCCUUUGGCCAAGUCUCCCAAACAUGUACCCCCAAGUUCUGGAGAAAAGUCUGUUCAUGUUGAAGCUACUCCAGAAAGUGAACCUGAUCUACUUAUCCAGCCAACACUUGGAUGUAAGUCCCCUGGUGAUGACAAAUUCACAGUGAGGGAACGACUGUCACCUAUGGUGGAAACUAUUCCUCUGGUUACCCCUACAAAAUUAUCAAGCCAGAACGUUUUGCAAGAGAAAGGAACUGUGCUGCAGAAUCCAGCACCGGAGAGGCCUGAUACUGGCCAUCUUCCUCCCGCCUUCGAUGAUGUUAUCCAUGUCAUACGCCAUAGUAGUUACCGCGUUGGAAGUGAUCAGCCAGUAAAGGAAUCUGUGGAGAUGGGAGUUCAAAAUGUAGAUGUUGGUAAGUUUAUCAAUGUUGUGAGGGAUGAUUUAGAAAUGAUGAACAUAACCUCACCUUUGACCCUCAAAUCUUCAAGCUGCUCUGAUGUUACAAGCUUGAAUUCUGAACAGUUGGAAAUGAAGAGCUUAAACACUCCUCCCAUCCUUAAAUCUUCAAGUUUCUCCGAUUCUUCCAGCAUGAAAUCUAGCAACUCUGAUCAUCCUGGUCUUAAGGAACAAGAUGUGGUUAACCCUCCUCCUUUAGUUUCAGAACCUGAAUCUACUGAGCUCAGUAAAAGUAACAGUCCCAUGAAUGACGAGAAACUACCAGCAAAGGAACCAUUGGAUGUGAAAUCUUUCAGGCAGAGAGCAGAGGCACUCGAAGAGCUCUUGGAGUUGUCUGCAGAUUUGCUGCAGCAGAACAGAUUGGAGGAACUUCAAGUGGUUCUGAAGCCCUUUGGGAAAGAUAAGGUCUCCCCAAGGGAGACAGCCAUUUGGUUAGCCAAGAGUCUCAAAGGAAUGAUGUCUGAGGAGAGUGGGGGACGCUCUUCAUAA